Messenger RNA from Cydia fagiglandana, 1221 nucleotides. It is a transcript of the gene Bet5, whose product is annotated as trafficking protein particle complex subunit 1. Gene Ontology annotation, biological process: endoplasmic reticulum to Golgi vesicle-mediated transport. The transcript is spliced from 2 exons. Lineage: Eukaryota; Metazoa; Arthropoda; Insecta; Lepidoptera; Tortricidae. Bases 63 to 500 code for a protein of 145 amino acids. The record is from RefSeq and is a predicted model, not a curated record. Gene Ontology annotation, cellular component: TRAPP complex.
GAACCCUACGUUGUGUUUUUGUGCAUUCGACUACAUCAAUUUAUUUUGCUCAUUCGGCAAUAAUGACGAUUCAUAACUUAUACAUUUUUGAUCGCUACGGAACUUUGUUAUACUACGGCGAAUGGAACAGGUCUAAACAAUCAGGAAUGUCGAGAGAGGAAGAAGGCAAGCUGAUGUAUGGGAUGCUGUUCUCAAUCAAGUCCUUUGUAUCCAAGAUUUCCCCAUUGGAUCCAAAAGACGGAUUCCUGCACUACAAGACUUCAAAAUACACGCUACAUUGUUUAGAAACACCAUCGGGACUUAAAUUUGUCAUGAAUACUGACAACCAAGCUCAAGGGGUGCGGGAAUUGUUGAAAAAGAUUUAUGGAGAAAUUUACGUUCAAUAUGCUAUUAGGAAUCCCCUGUGUGGCAUUGGUGAGCCAAUAACUAGUGAACUAUUUAAAAGUAAACUUGAUGCUUUCAUCAAAACUACUCCAAUUCAUGCAGUGAGAGCUUCAUGAUAGAAACUCUCAAUAUAAUAUGUUGAAAAGUAUUUUAAGGACUUUGUGUAUAUUUCCUAAGUCGUAUAAUGUAAACAAAUGUAUACUUAAGAAUUGUAUCCCUGUGUGUUACAUCAUAUCUGUCAAGUGACAACCAAAACUCACUAAUUGCUACCAUAAGAUUCUACAUUCUAUCAUGAGCAAUAUUGGGACAUGUCGAGUAGAGUCUGUAGCUGGCUGUAGUGAACCAUAUUAGUAUUGAACAAGGUUGAUUUUUAUUUUUGUAAUUAGUGAAUUUUUAUUGUAAGGUAACAAUCUGUUCAGUGGCCUUACUAUACGAAUUGCACUCCUAAUGAUAAUGAUGUCUUAACUUUUUUUAUAAAAUGUUAGUUUCCUCCUGUGCACACACCUCACAACAUGUAAGAACAGAGGUAACAUGAUGCUUUGUGUUUUGCAUUGCUUUAGUUAGGCUACUGAUUGGAAUGCUGAAGCAAGCUAAUAUGAUUUUUUAAUUUUAAUAAUUCUAUAGUUUAUAUGUUUAAUUCAUAAUUUGUUUAUUGUCUGUAGAACAUGGGUAUAUACAAUGAUGGAACAUGAUUUAAUAUAGAAUCACCAUGAUUUUACCAAUAGCCGACAGCCGUACAAACUGUCAAACUAACUAAAUACUUAAAACAUUAACAUUAUAAUGUUUUUUAUUUACUUGAACUGUAUAAAGAUAUAAAUUAAAAUAUAUUAAACCUAA